This is a messenger RNA of Syzygium oleosum, 1975 nucleotides long. RefSeq names its product DAR GTPase 3, chloroplastic. Gene Ontology annotation, molecular function: GTPase activity; GTP binding. The transcript has 9 exons. The record is from RefSeq and is a predicted model, not a curated record. NCBI's taxonomy places the organism in Eukaryota, Viridiplantae, Streptophyta, Magnoliopsida, Myrtales, Myrtaceae. The coding region runs from base 328 to 1437 and encodes 369 amino acids. Gene Ontology annotation, cellular component: mitochondrion.
AUACUCGAAUGCAACUCCAUUUCAACCCACGUUAUAAUUAACUAUCAGGGCAAAAACGUAUCCGACACAUACUCCAUUCAAGUGAUUUUGCUAGUUCAAGUAGAUUGGGCAAAAAAAAGGGGGGGAAAAUAAAAAUGAAAAAAAGGAGCAAAUUUUUUUAUCUGGAGAUAUCGAGGAAAAUUUUCUUUGAGAGCGGUCAUCUUACCGGAGAGGAUACUUUUACAGGAGCUAUCGCUCAUUCAUCGCCAAACAGCUACCGCCCGAAGCUUGAAGCCUGCAGAGAGAAAGCGAAGCAUUCCUGUCCAAAUUCAUCAGUUUCGCAGCAAGAUGGCCGCUCGGGUCUCGAGCCUAUGCCUACCAAGCUCUCCUUCCCUCCCCUCUUUCAGCUUCUCUCUCCGCCGUACCAGGCCUUCCCUCGCUCCUCCUCACGCCGCCAUGCCGUCUCUGUCCUCUCCCUCCCCUUCUCCCUCUUUUCAGAUAGUUGGUGGGAGAAAUUCGGGUUGGCAUGGAACUGGGGUUGCCCAGCUCGGCGAAGAAGACAAAGAAGUGGAUUGGUUGGAUCUGGAUGCUGAUCUUUAUCACUGGACCCAAGGUUUGCGUACUGUUCAGUGGUAUCCUGGUCAUAUUGCGAAGACGGAGAAAGAACUUAAAGAGCAGUUGAAGUUGAUGGAUGUUGUUAUAGAAGUCUGCGACGCAAGAAUUCCUUUGUCCACAAGCCAUCCGCAGAUGGGAUCAUGGCUUGGUACUAGGAAAAGGAUUUUAGUGCUGAAUCGAGAAGAUAUGAUAUCCAAGGCAGACCGGAAUGCUUGGGCAACUUAUUUUUCUAAACAAGGCAUAAAAGUCGUCUUUUCGAACGGAAAACUCGGAAUGGGGAGUAUGAAGCUAGGCCGAUUAACAAAAACACUAGCAGCGGAUGUAAAUGUCAAACGCCGGGCAAAAGGUUUACUUCCUCGAGCUGUUCGAGCUGGAAUUGUUGGUUAUCCAAAUGUUGGAAAAUCUUCUUUGAUUAAUCGUCUGUUGAAGCGACGCAUGUGUCCAGCAGCUCCCAGACCUGGUGUUACAAGAGAAUUAAAAUGGGUACGCUUUGGGAAUGACCUCGAGUUGUUAGACUCCCCUGGAAUAAUCCCUAUGCGAAUUAGUGAUCAGGUAGCUGCUAUAAAGCUAGCCAUUUGUGAUGACAUUGGAGAGAGAUCCUACAAUGUAGCUGAUGUUGCUGCGAUUCUUGUACAAAUGCUAACAAGGCUUCCCGCAGUUGGUGCAGGGGUCCUUCAGAACCGCUACAAGAUCGAUGCGGAUGGUCAUUGUGGUGACAUAUUCGUUCAGAAGGUUGCUCUUAACUUGUUCAAUGGGGAUAUUCAUCAAGCUGCAUUCCGCAUCUUGACAGACUUCCGCAAGGGAAAGUUUGGUUGGAUAGCGUUGGAAAGACCUCCUCGUUAGUUCCUAACGAAAUACAGGUCUCCUAAACCUUUUCUUGCGAUGCAUGUCCACCAAAUGCCACACUUUAAGAAGGCCUAGGAAUCCCCGAUGUUCUCAUUCAGAGAGCUCGUAAAAUAAGUAUCAGGUGAGAAGAUACAUUGUGAUCCAGGCCUGAAAACUAGGGGGAACCAUUAAUAGAAAGUGAUCUCUUCGAGAUGUUUGGGCAUGCAAACUGGGAAAUCCCUGAUUUCUCCUCCUUGCAGAAGUUCGAGGAUUCAGGACAAGCAAAAUGGAGGGGAUGCCAUUGAAACCUUAUUGUUAAAGUCUGCAAUGCAAGCAUGUAUAGAAAUAACUAAGCAUUUUUCUUGCCCUGAAGUGAUGGUAAGUAGGUGUCAGAACCGCAUGAACUCGAGGUAAUUUGUGAAUUGUACAAGUUGAAGGUUCCGUUGUAAAGUUGGACAGAAAGCAUCUGAUACUUUGCACUUUAUACUCUCUCAUUUUGCUCCAACUAUGGUGACUCAUUUUUGGUUCUAAAACCAAAACCUGCAAGAUUGUAAUA